ACAAGUAUUCUGGAACAAGACCCGAAAUGCCCAACGCAUGUCGUGGAUAUAACCCAGGUGGCAGUCCAAGUGUAUAUGCAUUUGCUGCAUGUUGUUCUGCUCCUGGUCUCAAAUGCAGAUCAGUGGGUUCCGAUAAAUCUGGUUCUAAUGUGGGCGACACAACGACAUCGACGUGUCCCGAGGGCUACAUAAUUACUGGAUGCAAUGUUCGAAGUCCUCUAAUGAUUACUGAUGGCGCUUACAUUGUUGGGGUUGACACUUGUGUGGCCGUUAAUGGGGGAAGCAGAAGAGGCGUGUGGGCCUUGGCCAACUGUUGCAAAGGCUAAAUAAGAAUUGAAACAAAUAUUGCAUAAACUAGUGUUUGUUAUCGUAACCGGUGAUUAUUGGUGAUGAUAUAUGUAGGACAAAUAAAAGUAGUGCUUAUCA
Molecule: messenger RNA, 426 nt
Organism: Saccoglossus kowalevskii
Lineage: Eukaryota; Metazoa; Hemichordata; Enteropneusta; Harrimaniidae
Source: RefSeq, a predicted model, not a curated record